Molecule: messenger RNA, 1515 nt
Organism: Penicillium brevicompactum
Lineage: Eukaryota; Fungi; Ascomycota; Eurotiomycetes; Eurotiales; Aspergillaceae
Product: putative MFS transporter
Exons: 2
Coding region: 1-1515 (504 amino acids)
Biological process (GO): transmembrane transport
Cellular component (GO): membrane
Molecular function (GO): transmembrane transporter activity
Source: RefSeq, a predicted model, not a curated record
AUGUCUCGCAAGAACUCAGACAUCGUCACAGAUGUCGACAAGCCAGGCAUUGACAAUGUCGAAGUCAUCGCCAAUGCCGACAAACCCAAUGCACAAAAAGAAGCACCCGCCUCCGUCGCGAACCUCACAGCCGAAGAGCGCUCUAAAGCAGAGAAGGCUCUCGUCCGCAAGAUCGAUAUCCGCCUCCUGCCCACAAUCAUCGUCAUGUACAUCCUGAACUACCUCGAUCGGAACAACAUCGCUUCAGCACGCCUCGCCGGCCUUGAAGAAGACCUGGGUCUCGUCGGCAACCAAUUCGCAACCUGCGUUAGCAUCCUAUUCGUCGGUUAUCUGCUCAUGCAGAUCCCCUCCAACUUGCUGUUGAACAAAUUCGGCAAGCCUGCUCUCUACCUUCCGAUAUCCAUGGUUCUUUGGGGUAUCAUCUCCACCGCAACGGCGGCAGCGGAGAGCUACGCAGGUCUCGUGGUGAUUCGAUUCUUCCUUGGUUUUGUCGAGGCGGCUUAUUUCCCUGGUUGUCUGUAUUUCCUCAGUGCGUGGUACACGCGCAAAGAGCUAGGGUUCCGCACUGCGGCGCUGUACUCUGGAUCUUUGCUUUCGGGCGCUUUCUCGGGCUUGAUCGCUGCUGGCAUCACUAGUAACAUGGAUAAUGUCCUCGGAAUGCGCGCUUGGAGAUGGCUCUUCAUUAUCGAAGGUGCCAUUACCAUCGUCAUCGCAUUCGCAGCAAUUUGGAUCCUUCCCAAUUUCCCUCGUACCACGAGCUGGCUCUCAGAGGAAGAGAAAGAACUCGCGAUCUGGAGACUCGAAGAAGAUAUCGGCGAAGAUGACUGGGUCGAUAGCGAACAGCAGACAUUCCUACACGGUGCCAAGCUCGCCGUCAUGGAUAUCAAGACCUGGGUCUUGAUGCUGAUGAUCCUGUGCAUCGUCUCCUCGGCCUCUGUUACAAACUUCUUCCCCACCGUCGUCAAAACUCUCAACUACGGUAACAUCGAGACUCUUCUCCUCACAGCACCCCCUUACUGCCUAGCUGUUAUUUGUGCUUUCGCAAAUGCAUGGCACGCAGAUCGGACCGGCGAGCGAUACUUCCACGUCACGGCACCGCUUUACAUCUCCGUCGUGGAAUUUAUCAUCGCCGCCACGACAACAAGUACCGCGCCGCGAUACGUUGCUAUGAUGUUAAUGGUUCCGUCGUUCUAUGCUGGUUAUGUCGUUGCUCUGGGCUGGAUUUCGAAUACGCUACCCCGUCCUGCGUCUAAGCGUGCUGCUGCUCUUGCGGCUAUUAAUUGCGUUAGUAAUGCUAGUAGCAUUUACGCUAGUUACAUGUAUCCUGACAGCCAUGCGCCUCGAUUUGUUCCUGCUAUGUCGGUAAAUUGUGCAACGGCAUUCGUUGCUAUUCUAUCGGCGACGGUACUGCGCUUCAUGCUUGUGCGUUUGAAUAAGCAGCUUGACCGUGGCGAGGAUGUUGAGGGCGCUGUUCCUGGUGAGGGAAGUCGACGUGGAUUCCGCUUCUUGGUUUAG